This is a messenger RNA of Ilyonectria robusta, 1299 nucleotides long. RefSeq lists its product as uncharacterized. Bases 1 to 1299 code for a protein of 432 amino acids. Lineage: Eukaryota; Fungi; Ascomycota; Sordariomycetes; Hypocreales; Nectriaceae. The record is from RefSeq and is a predicted model, not a curated record. The transcript has a single exon.
AUGUCCAUCGCAUCUCCAAAACGACGAAAACUUAGCGGCGACGACGACGACAAAGGCAACGACGGCGAUGUCUUUUCGAGUCCUCAGCCGGGGACACAUUCACAGCUAGACUUUGAUAUCGACCGAACGCCCACAUCGCAGAAUUCGCAGCAUGCAUCGACCGUACCCUUCCGCCUUUCCCGCCCUCCAACUGCACUCCGAGCACCCUCAACGGCUUCGUCUUCGCAAGUUUCGCAGAACUCGAGCCGACGUGGCAACAGCCCUUCCAAACGCCCUCAAAGCCUACGUGCACUCGAAAAGCCGAUCGAGUAUGUCGCCUUAGAGGACGAUGCAGCCGCCCAAUUGCCUGCAGAUAUGCAAUCGUUGUAUAACCGGAUAUAUGAAAUCACGGUAGAACACGACCGGUUCUUGCCACAAAACGCUCGAGAGGACGUUCAAUCCAUACUUCGUCGAAAUAUACGGGAUGAUUGGUUUAUGAGUGCCGACGCUGGAGAGGCUAAUGCCGACGACGUUGCUCAGAACGAAGGCGAGCAACACGACGCCUCGGCCGAGCUGCAGGCGCUCAAAAAAAUUGAGUCAGCUGCUCGCGACAGUAUGCGUCUUGGACGAUCCGAAGGUGCAUGGAACAUCGAGGUCCACGGUCCAUUGCUUGACCUCGCCCUAUCGCGGCAUCGAUGCGUCAUGAAAGAGUACGUGACGACCUCCCAGAUUGCUCCAGCAUUUAUUCCUCCUACAACCGGUGGCGGGAACUUGGUCACUGGCAAGAUGGUUGAUUUCGUUCUCGUAUUGGCACCGGAUGAUGAACAUUCCUCUGUUGCCGACACUAAAUUCGCCAACUUGAUCCAUAGGACUGUUCUGGCUCAGCCGGGGGGUGUGCAGUAUAUUAACCAGACUCAAUACCCCCCCCUCCAAUUCCGCCCCAUCUCCGUCAGUAUCGAGACGAAGGCUUCCGGAUCAGCCGAGGAGGGCAAGUUACAGCUUGGAGUAUGGUCAGCUGCGUGGCAUCAGCGUAUGAGAGCCUUGCUCAACUCUGGUGCGACAAAAUCGACGGAUGGCGAACGCCGCAUCAUCACACUUCCCUUGCUGCUAGUUGUGGGACACGAGUGGAAGAUAUUCUUCGCCUGCGACCGAGGGGAUCACAUAGACAUCGUCGGAGAUAUGUCAAUUGGUGAUACGAAGAAUAUCAUUGGAUUGUACACUGUAAUGGCAGUGUUGGCUGAGCUUGCAAGGUGGUCCACAUCUGUGUUCGGAGAGUGGAUAACUGAUGUUUUAACAUCUAUCGACCUGGACUCCGCCUGA